AUGGUUUGGGACAAAGGAAUUGAGCCCAAUGGCACAGAGGGGAAGAACUUCUACAUCCCUAUGUCCAACAGGACAGGGAUCGUUAGAAGUCCUUUUGAAUACCAACAGUAUUAUUUGGCUGAUCCUAUCAUGUUCAAGCUUUUAGCUUUCUACAUGUUCUUCCUGAUCUGCACUGGGCUACCAAUCAAUGGUCUGACAUUAUUUGUAACGGCUCAGAACAAGAAGCUCCGGCAACCUCUCAACUACAUUCUGGUCAACCUGGCUGUGGCUGGACUCAUCAUGUGCUGCUUUGGAUUCACCAUCACCAUCACAUCUGCUGUUAACGGCUACUUCAUUCUUGGAGCCACUUUCUGCGCUAUUGAGGGAUUCAUGGCUACACUUGCAGGUGAAGUUGCUCUCUGGUCUCUGGUGGUACUGGCUAUUGAGAGAUACAUUGUUGUUUGCAAAUCCAUGGGAAGCUUCAGGUUCUCUGGAACUCAUGCAGUAGCUGGAGUCAUUUUCACCUGGAUCAUGGCUUUGUCAUGUGCAGGACCCCCACUUUUUGGCUGGUCAAGGUACAUUCCUGAAGGCAUGCAAUGCUCCUGUGGUCCUGAUUACUACACCCUGGCCCCAGGUUACAACAACAAAUCAUACGUCAUGUACAUGUUUGCCAUCCACUUCUUCACUCCCAUCUCCAUCAUUUUCUUUUCUUAUGGAAGCCUCGUGCUGACAGUCAAAGCAGCUGCCGCCCAGCAGCAUGAGUCAGAGUCCACCCAGAAGGCACAGAGGGAAGUGACACGUAUGUGCAUCUUGAUGGUCUUUGGCUUCCUGAUAGCUUGGACGCCAUAUGCCUCUUUCAGUGGCUGGAUCUUCAUGAACAAGGGAGCCUCCUUCUCUGCCGUUACAGCAGCUAUCCCUGCCUUCUUUGCAAAGAGCUCAGCUCUUUAUAAUCCUUUUAUCUAUGUGCUGAUGAACAAACAGUUCCGUAACUGCAUGCUGAGCACUAUUAGAAUGGGUGGCAUGGUGGAGGAUGAGACUACAGUUUCUGCCAGCAAGACUGAAGUGUCCUAUGUCUCUUAA
Messenger RNA from Monopterus albus (swamp eel), 1059 nucleotides. RefSeq names its product green-sensitive opsin-like. Gene Ontology annotation, cellular component: membrane. The transcript is spliced from 5 exons. NCBI's taxonomy places the organism in Eukaryota, Metazoa, Chordata, Actinopteri, Synbranchiformes, Synbranchidae. The coding region runs from base 1 to 1059 and encodes 352 amino acids. The record is from RefSeq and is a predicted model, not a curated record. Gene Ontology annotation, biological process: phototransduction; visual perception; G protein-coupled receptor signaling pathway. Gene Ontology annotation, molecular function: G protein-coupled receptor activity.